Messenger RNA from Wallemia ichthyophaga EXF-994, 1137 nucleotides. Its product is annotated as SET and MYND domain-containing protein 3. Gene Ontology annotation, molecular function: protein binding. Lineage: Eukaryota; Fungi; Basidiomycota; Wallemiomycetes; Wallemiales; Wallemiaceae. The record is from RefSeq and is a predicted model, not a curated record. The transcript has a single exon. The coding region runs from base 1 to 1137 and encodes 378 amino acids.
AUGCCGCUCCCACUGCCAACGAGCACCUCCCCCAAUACACAGCGCACACAGCGCACACACCGCCAGUUCUCCCACGCUGCCGCUCCCACUGCCACCGAGCACCUCCCCCACAUUGUCCCCGAUCUCCUCCCCUAUAUCCUCGCCGUGGUGCUGGGGAGCGUGGGAGGUGCGAGCGGCAGCAGCAAUGACGAUGACGACAGCGGCAGCGAUAGCAUUCUCAACAGCGACAAGAGCCCCCUCGAGCUGUACGACACAGCCGACGCGGGCGUAGCGGUACGCGCGCGGCGGGAUAUACGCCGUGGCGAGCUGCUUAUAGCUGAAUUACCCCUGUUGGUGUGGGAGGAAGGUAUGAGUGCGGUUGAGCUGCGUCGCUGGACGGAUGCCCUCACAGACAGUGCCCGCGCCACUCUAUUCAGUUUGAGCAGACGCAGCGAUGACACAGCAAUAGCCGCUGAGAUGCACGAUAACACGGACGAAUCCGCACCUAUACGCUCAGCUAAUGGUUUUCAAUUGCAGCUCCCCGAUGUCGCAUUGCAGGUGAGCAGCAGGGAAGGGAGUGGGAUUGUGAGUGAUGGCGAUAGAAACAGAAACAACAAGAAGAAUCCCAAUCCCACUCCCACUCCCCCCACCCACGCCUCCUUCCUCUUCCCUCACAUCAGCCGCAUCAACCAUUCAUGCCUUCCUACUUGCGCACAAGCAAUGGACUGGUCAACGCUACGUAUGGAGGUGUACGCGAUGCGCGAUAUCCCGCGUGGGGGUGAGGUUACGAUAGAGUACUUGCCUGGGUUGGUAGCUAUGUCGAGUGAGCCGCGUAAACGGAAAUUAAAGGACACGUUCGGGUUUGAGUGCAAGUGUGGGCUCUGCUCCGCGUCCUUGCACACUCUCCAUCAGUCAGAUAGUCGCAGAGCGGAGCUGGCUGAUGCAUCACUGUCCCUCGCUGACCCACACACCCAACUCGAUAGACAGGGAAUGAUCGGACAGCUCGAACGUAUCCACUCCCUUCUCACUCUUGAAGGCUACACACUUGUUCCGGAAUUUACUCACAAUCACGUCUCUAGAGCUUACGCGGUUUUUAGACACUUGCGCAGUACACAUAUCGCUGAUGACUCUCAGUCUCAGUCUCAAUCAAAAGUAUAG